Cercopithifilaria johnstoni is the source of this 786-nucleotide messenger RNA. NCBI's taxonomy places the organism in Eukaryota, Metazoa, Nematoda, Chromadorea, Rhabditida, Onchocercidae. The record is from the annotation of a GenBank genome assembly.
AUGAUAGAAAAUGAUGUUAUAUCUAACGAGAUAGAUAUUACCGCGCAAGAUAUUUCGUCAUCACAUUCAUCUGAUAAUAAUUCAAGUCUUGGCAGAUUGCAGAAUAUAGAUUCUGAGACUAACUCUAUAAAAGAUAAAGGCGAUCAAAAGGAUCAUCUAAGGGAGAAAGAGAUAAAGAAAAAGGAGAAAAAGAUGGAAGAGAAAGAAGGUAUUACUCGAUCAUUGCCAAUCCGAUUGAUUCGUCAACCAUCCGAAGAAGGCUUUCAUCAGGUUGUCAAAUUUAUAAAACGUAUAACACGAAGAGGAGAAACAGAAAUUUCAGAAUCAAAAUCAUUUAAUCAUAUUGAACUUAAUGAAGGAAAAUCCUCAUCAGAAAAGAAAGAUCUUUGUGAUGUACCGGUUAGCAAAGAUUUGACUAAUCAAGAAUUAAAUAACCGUACCAUUUGCAUGGAACAAAAUUUAAGUGCAGAAAUUCAAUCUCAACCUGAAUAUUGUGAUCCAACUGAUAAAUCCUGUCUCAGAUCUGCUAACGAUGAUACCACAGAGCUGAACUUUUUAAGUUGUGAAUCAAUUUGCGCCAAGUUGAAAGAAACUCAUGGAACUAUGGUAGAAGCCGAUGAUUUAUCACAAUCAAUACAGAAACAACACGAUCAGGAAAAGUGUGACAUGACAGAAAUUUAUCGAGAGAUUGGUGGCCCACAGAUAAAUAAUAAAUCAGAAAUGUUUGUUUUAGCUUGUUAUCUGAAUCUUUAUAUUUUUUUAGUUUAUUGUGGAUUCGAGCUAUAA